AUGGUGGUCCUACGACAAACUGGCGUUUGGAAGUCAUCGGGAGAUGUGAAGCCAUACUCUACGGGUCCGCCCGCGGGUCCAGAAACCGACCCCCCCAAGACACAGCACCGGCCCGAGCGCAGUGAUAAUGAGGAUGCCAUGCUGUUUGAUAUUGCGAUGGAGGGGACGUCCCCUAAAGCGCGGGAGCAGCGCGGGCACAGCGCGCGCCGCAAGACCUCAAAGGUGGUUGAACAAGAGCUGAAGUGGCUGAAAGAUCCUCGGGCGCUGGCUGACCGGGUCGGGAGGUUGCUGAGAUCUAGUUAUGUGGCUAUGGCGGCUGCCUUGGUGCGCGCGGCGCAAAAGGAAGACAUGGAGUGCUCCGUGGCUUGGAAUCAUCUUCUUGAGUAUAGUAUGGACAAGGGGUCACCUCGGUCCGCCUUCAAGUUCUACAAUGAAAUGAAAAAACGUGGACGGAAACCGAAUUCUAUGACCUAUACAAUUAUGUUAAGUGGACUAAGCAAAGCACCACGGAAUUCCGGGCUCGAUCCUGUAAAGACUGCUUUGAGUAUAUAUAGGUCUAUCUUUGCCGAAAAUUCGAAAGUCGAGCCCAGCAUCAUCCAUAGCAAUGCUAUGCUUGCGGUCUGUGCUCGUCAGGGUGAUAUGGAUACCCUAUGGCAAAUCGCUGGCGAGCUUCCCGAAGAAGGGCCGGGCUCCCCGGACCCGUUUACAUACACUACCAUCCUGCGAGGUAUCACGGACGCGACGCACAGGGACGUGAAAGACAUGUCGCCUAAGGACGUCGAACAGAUCAUGGCUGCGAAAGCCCAAGGGAUCACGGAGGGAAAGCGGGUAUGGACUGAUGUUGUUUACCGGUGGAAGAAGGGACAGCAUGUUAUCGAUAAUUAUCUGGUGAGCACCAUGGGCAGGUUCCUUCUGGACGGUCCUAGUUACCACGAUUGCUACGAUGUGCUUGCAUUAUUUAACCAGACCGCUGGUAUCCCUAUCUUGGCAACGGAGCCUCUAAAGGGUUCUUACAACUUAAAACCUGCUACGUCAUCGGGAGGUUCACGGGGGGGCUUGAACCAGGCAAACAAAGAGCUGGAAGACGUCCCUUUUGUGGACGAAGGUGAAAGACUAUACAGGCCACCCAAAGUCGACUCCGAAACACUGGGAGAGCAGGAGGAAGGGAAAAAUUUCGACAAUCUCUUUGAUCCUGUUGUCCCCGACGAAUCUCCAUCGGGUACGACGGUCCCGUCGUAUAUUUCGGUGGGCAACAGGGAGCUAUCCAUCAUCUUGGAAGCUUGCUUAACCAUGCCUCAGGCAUUGGGUUCUGGAAAGGCGUAUUGGCAUCACCUCACGCAAGAGAAUCAUAGAUACAAGGUGGAACCAGACGCAGCCUCAUUCCAUCAGUACCUGCGGCUACUGCGAGCCGGCCGCUCGAGUCGCGCUACUGUUGAGGUCAUGCAGAAUCAGAUUGUGCCUUCCCGCCUGGCCGAUGGAAAGGCGUUCCACAUCGCGUUCAGCUGCUGUCGCCGGGACCGAAGGAACAUCAAUAUUCUGAAGAAUGCCAAUGAACUUCUUAGGCUCAUGGACAAGUCUUGUGUGCUCCCGGAUCCUCGGGCGUUGGAUAGCUAUCUUGUUCUGAUCAAUGUCUUGAAGGAGAAUCCUCAGCUCCUAGUGUCUAUGAAUGGUCUCAACGGGAACCAGGGAGGCUCAUCCAAAAAUUUGGCGGUAAUCGGUCGCGAGUUGCAAGUGAACUUGCAUACCAAUGCGAUCGAACACCUGCGGCCCCAUAUUGCUAAACUUGAGAAAGCCCUGGAACAUAGCUCAAGUCUCCGUGCAGCAAAUAAGAAAAAUCGAGACGCGGUCCCGGGAACUGUUGCUGUGAAGAUCAUGCUCCGGACAAGAGCCCUGGUGGACGAGGCUUUGAAACCUGAGAAUGCCAAGCUACUGUCCAAGCCGCUCAGUCAGGAAUAUGAAAAUUUAUCGCAGGAGCUGAGGAAAUACUCCAAGAGCGAGAUGGCUCAGAAGUACAACGGCAAGCUCGUGGCUCCAACCCCCGAGCAGUUGCUCGCAUUUAGCGACCAGCAAGACGGCGAGGCUCCAUCAAAGGCUAGCAGAGCUUGA
Messenger RNA from Aspergillus tanneri, 2106 nucleotides. Its product is annotated as pentatricopeptide repeat-containing protein. The transcript is spliced from 2 exons. Bases 1 to 2106 code for a protein of 701 amino acids. NCBI's taxonomy places the organism in Eukaryota, Fungi, Ascomycota, Eurotiomycetes, Eurotiales, Aspergillaceae. Gene Ontology annotation, molecular function: protein binding. The record is from RefSeq and is a predicted model, not a curated record.